Messenger RNA from Oreochromis niloticus (Nile tilapia), 6200 nucleotides. It is a transcript of the gene mst1rb, whose product is annotated as macrophage stimulating 1 receptor b. Gene Ontology annotation, biological process: phagocytosis; positive regulation of kinase activity; cell surface receptor protein tyrosine kinase signaling pathway. Gene Ontology annotation, molecular function: protein binding; ATP binding; transmembrane receptor protein tyrosine kinase activity. Bases 374 to 4495 code for a protein of 1373 amino acids. Gene Ontology annotation, cellular component: signaling receptor complex; plasma membrane. The record is from RefSeq and is a predicted model, not a curated record. The transcript has 21 exons. Lineage: Eukaryota; Metazoa; Chordata; Actinopteri; Cichliformes; Cichlidae.
AGUGUGGAGCUGUGAGGGGAGGAGCGAGGACACAGCUGAGGUGCAGAGGACCGAUUCAAACCGGGAGUUAAAGUUAAAUAAGAAGCGGGCGCUUAACGAAAACAGAAGGGCUUACAUUUAAAAUAUAUAAAUAUAUAUGUUCGUGUGUUAAGCUAAUUGUGUGAUAUUAACUCUACCUGAGGAAAAACCCGUCAUCCCCCGCGCGCUGUUUUACAGUAAGGGCAGAGCUGGCAGUGGCUGCUUCCCUCAAGCGGACUGUGACUGACCUGUACAGGUGUCACAGGGUGGUUUAAGGAUGGUUUUGACCCAGCAGCAGACCUGGAGGUAGCCACACAUCGCCUGUGCCUUUGGCCUCCUGGAACCCGGACUGGAGAUGGUCCACUGGACCAGACAGUGGUGGGCAUGCGUCUGGUUCCAGACUGUGCUGGCCUUUGCCCUGGCCAACUGUGCGUCAUUGGCCCCCAACCCUGUCAAUUUCUCUGUUGUGUACACAAUGCCUUUCUUCCAAGCUGGGGGUCCCAUCCAAAACAUAGUCAACAACUCAUUUUACCAAGAAGUGUACGUGGCCUCUAAGAAUGUGAUCGAAGCUGUCAACAGAAGCCUGGAGAAGGUGUGGGAGCUCCGCACUGGGCCAGUGGGGGGCUCAGAGUGUCACAUAUGCAAUUUGUGUGAGAUUGACAAGAAUCACAACUUUCCAGAGGACACAGACAAUCAGGUGUUGCUGUUGGAUACACUCUUUAUGUAUUUAUAUUCUUGUGGAAGUUCUCAGUACGGCGUAUGCUAUUUCCACCAGCUGAACCCAAAUGGAGAGCCACCCUCUCUUUCAAAGUGUUUGUUCAGAAAGGGCUCAAACUCUGCUGCUAACUGUCCUGACUGUGUGGCUAGCCCUCUUGGUACGAAAGUCACAAUGGUGGAGGAGGGUCAGACUGUCUAUUUCUUUGUCGCGGCCAGUGUUAAUGACAGUGUCACUCAGCGUUAUGGCAGGAAGUCUUUAUCAGUUCGCCGACCACUGGCCACAGAAGAUGGUUUCUUCAGUGAUGUGCGUGGUCUGACUGUCCUUCCCAGCCUGCGGAAGACGUACCAUAUUGAAUAUGUCUACAGCUUCUUCACUCAGGAGUUUGUGUACUUCCUUUCAGUCCAGAGAGAGAGCCCAGAUCAGGAAUCGUCACCUUUUCAGACUCGUCUGGGACGUCUCCCAAGGAACGAAUGGGAAAUGAAGCGGUAUCGCGAGUUGAUCUUGGAGUGUCGCUUUGAACCAAAGCGCAGGAGGAGGAACGUAGCCAGUGAACCUUAUAAGGAUAUUGUGUACAACGUGGUCCAGGCAGCCCAUUUUGGCAAAGCAGGCAGGGAGCUGGCAGAGGAGUUAGGAGCGGAGGAGGAGGAUGACAUCCUGUACGGUGUUUUUGCUGUCACUGAUGACAACGGAGUCACGGAGCAUGACUCUGCCCUGUGCGCCUUCCCCAUGGACAAUGUGAACAAGGCAAUUGCUGAUGGGGUGGAUGACUGCUGUGAGUCUGGACCUGAGCAGCUCUCUAGAGGGCUCUGCCAUUUCCAACCCUGUGAGAGCUGUCCACAUGAGAGCAUGGAGAAUAAUGCCACAUGCAGAGACCAUCCUACGAUGGUGUCAAAGCCCUACUACAGAGUGGACCUGUUCAACAGGAAGAUGACAAACGUCCUGCUCACAUCUCUCCUGGUCACAACUAUAGAGAACAAGACCGUGGCCCACAUUGGUACCUCAACCGGACGCCUGCUUCAGCUUGUGCUGACAAGAUCCAGCCCUGUCAUCUUUGCCAAUUACUCCUUGGUAGAAAACCAGAGGGUCUCCUCCAUUGCUGCUGUGCAUUCUUCAGAAUAUCUUCUCUUUGUGGUUGGAGACAAGAUGAUCCAGGUGCCCCAAAGAGGACCAGGCUGUCAACACUUCCUGACUUGUGCCAUGUGCCUGACUGCCCCAAAAUUCAUGGGCUGUGGCUGGUGCUCUGGAGUGUGCUCGUGGGAGAGCGAGUGCCACAAUCGCUGGAGAAACGAGUCCUGCCCACCUGGGAUCUCCGGAUUCUUUCCACGGACUGCUCCCCCUGAUGGUCAAACAGAGCUAACGCUGACUGGGUGGGAGUUCCAGUCGCCUUUGAGACCCGCUAUCACCUCCAGAACCCACCAGAUCCGACUGGGACAGACGUCCUGCACUGUGAUUCCAGCCAAAAGCAACAUCACGCACUUGGUGUGUAAGAUUCGCUCUGGGGCCACUGAGCUGUUCAAACCAGUCAACAUUACAGUGGAAGUGCAUGAGGGCAAAGUGGAGGGACGCUACUCUAUUGAAGGGAAGGCAGAAAUGCCAGGAUUCACGUUUGUGGUUCCCAACAUCACAGAAAUCCAGCCCAACUACGGCCCUCGUGUUGGGGGCACACUUAUCACAGUGAGUGGGCCUCACUUGGAUGCUGGAAAGACCAGGAGAGUCACUCUUAACGAUGUGGCCUGCGACAUAAAAAGGGUCACAGUGCCUAAAGGCAACGUGUCUUCCAUCAUUUGUUUGUCCAAAGAAAUCUCAGAGGUGAGAGAUGUUCCUCUGAGUGUGUUCAUUGACAAGUCUCCUGUUCUCACAACAAAGGUGUUUUACUACAAGGAAAACCCAAAGAUAACAGACGUCCGGCCUGACUGUAGCUUUGACAGAGGUUCAAAGAUUGUCAUUGAAGGGGAGAACCUGGAUUCUGUUUACCGCACCAUCAUCCACUUUAAACCCAAUGAGAGCCACCUGAAAUCUGUGUCAACGGAGUGCCUCGGCAAGUCUUUACCCACACGGAUGGAAUGCAUGACCCCUGUUUUCCACAGGGAUGAAACUGUGGAAGGAUCGCUAUCUUUUGAUAUGGAUGGAGCAUCAAGCCUGUGGAGCAAAGAGUUCUCCUAUCACCCCUACGGCGAGCCCAUACCUUUUGAAACAGAAGGACAUGUUCUAAAUUUGUACCCUGGGUUUGAUGAGGUGUCACUACAUCACCAAAAGCUGAACCUGGUGAGCUCCUGCAUGACCAUCAUUAUGACGGUGGCAGGUGUUGAUUGUGGUGCUAAAGUCCUGGAUAAUGAGAUAACCUGCAGGAUCCCCAAAAACAUGACCAUUCCUAGUGAGGGACUACCAGUGAAGAUCUCCAUCAACGGACAGGUUCACAACGUUGGCACAGUGGUGAGGGUCAGCAACCAUUACAUGGUGGGCAUUGUUUUGGGGAUCCUGGCAGCUCUGGUGGCCGGGGCAGUGCUGGCCUUUGUUGUCAUGAAACACUUAAGGAAGAAGAAGAAAGCCUCCAUGGUAGAGUCACAUUUAACCCACAGCGCCAACCGCUGUGGUACAAAUAAUGUGGAGAUGUCACCUGUUGGAGACUACAGAAGAGUAUCGCUGAGUCCUCCCACCCCCUUGGUUGGGCCGGUAGCAUUCCCCAGCCUGACCUAUGCUGGAGGUCGCAUAGAUCCGACCCUCACUCCCCUCCUUCCUACAGAAAAGAUCCCUAUCACCAGUUUUAGGCCAGAGCUGCUGGAAGAGGUGAAAGAUGUUCUUAUUCCUGCAGAGAUGCUUGUUGUCCAGAAACAUCGGAUUAUCGGAAAAGGUCAUUUUGGAACCGUCUAUCACGGCUACUUCACAGACUCCAACAACAGAGAAAUCCACUGUGCUGUCAAGUCUUUGAAUAGAAUAACAGAUGUGGAAGAGGUGGAGCAGUUUCUGAAGGAAGGCAUCAUAAUGAAGGGCUUCCAUCACAGCAACGUGCUUUCUCUGUUGGGCGUCCUCCUGCCACAGGAAGGGCUCCCUCUUGUGGUUCUGCCAUACAUGAAACACGGGGACUUGCGGCAUUUCAUACGCUGCGAGAAGAGGAACCCCACUGUAAAGGAUCUGAUUGGCUUUGGGCUGCAAGUUGCCAAGGGGAUGGAGUAUUUGGCCCAGAAGAAGUUUGUGCACAGAGAUCUCGCUGCACGCAACUGCAUGCUGGAUGAGUCGUACACGGUGAAGGUGGCGGACUUUGGCAUGGCCAGAGAUGUUUUCGAUAAGGAAUAUUACAGUGUUCAGGACCACAGGAAGGCUAAACUGCCUGUCAAGUGGAUGGCCAUCGAGAGUCUGCAAACACAAAAAUUUACCUCCAAGUCAGACGUGUGGUCCUUUGGUGUUCUGAUGUGGGAAAUGCUGACCAGAGGAGCAAGCCCCUACCCAGAGGUGGACCCAUACGAUAUAACGCACUAUUUACUGAAGGGCAGGAGGCUUCCUCAGCCACAGUACUGCCCUGACCCUUUGUAUAGCAUUAUGCUCCAGUGCUGGGACCCAGAUCCAGAGUUGAGGCCCAGCUUUGCUACACUGGUGUCAGCUGUCUCCACCAUACUGUCUGGCCUGGAAGGAGAGCACUACAUCAGUCUGAAUGUCACCUACGUCAACCUUGACCAGCCUCAUCCCUAUCCUGCCCUGACUGAAUCCGCUGAUGAGUAUGACUCCACAGACGUUGAAGACUCAGGCUCAAUGUCUUCUUGAUUCACCUCCCCCUACUUUAAACUGGUUCUGGUGCUAAUAGCAGGCGCACAAAAAAGGGAAAAAACAAACUUCCGUCUCAUCACACCAGUGUCUUUUACCUCAGUGGAUUUGAAUCAGAAAAGCUGCUUUUCACCGGAACAGCAUAAGUAGUUGGAAAAAGUGAGAAGGCCCAACUGUGGGCUUCAGGUUUGUGAGCCAAAGGAAAAAGAAAGACAGAGAUAGAAAGAUAUUCUUCAUCAUAGUGCAUUAGGUGAGUAAAAAGUACCUUCAAAUUACGAACACCUACAGAAGUGCAGGCACUACAGCUCACAGAUGCUGGGCGCUGAAGAAGAAAAGUGUGCUUUUUGGUGAGCGAGGCAUUGAUGAGAGGGGAGCUCAAGUGCUUAUUUCUGACAGUGGAUUAAGGGGCUGGUACUGCAUUAGUUCUGGAUUGGUGCUGCGCAGAGCUUUUGCAGAUGCACAUGUUCUUGCUGUGUGUGUCACCACAUGAGUGCAAAAACAUUUGGAACAACUCAUGUAGGCUAUUCUCAUUCAUGUUUGCGUUAAUCCUUUAGCUGUAAUGGAGAUUUAACAGUGGAGAAGGAAAAGUCCAGUUUUGUUUUCUUUUGUGUCUUCCUUCCAAUUGAAGGCAGCAUUUCAAACAAUCAGCAUUUGACAUAUGCUAUUAGUUUGUUUGGGAACUGCAUGCAAGUAGACUCUACAUUGGUUGAAUUCCUGCAAUUCUCUAAAGCACUUUCGGAUAUAAAAUAUAGUACUGGAAAUGUCAAAUGGGAUAAAAAUAGCAUAAUUGUCACACCUCUUUUUGGAUUCUACAAUUUUACAUACAAUUUUACAUAUUAGGACAUAAUAAAAAUAAUUUGGUCUCCAGCUGGUCCUGAAAUUAAAUAAAUCCAGUCUCAGAUUAAGUAUAAAACAUGACAUAUUAUCUCAUGUCUUUAUUUAUUUAACAAAAUUAAGCCAAAAUGCAGAAGCGGUUGGUGAAAAACUAAGUACACCCUGACUAUUUCCAUAGAAAUUUAGAGGGUAAACAGCAGCCAGGUGCUGUUAAAUAAAAGCACUUUAUUAACUGAUCAUCAGCGAGUGUGAGCGCCUCAAUAAAACUAAAGUUUUGGCAAUAUGCCGGUCUCGCGCAUUCAGGCGUUUGUUACCCCAAUGCGAAAGAAAGAUGUUGAUGUCCAUCAGUCUGGGAAGGGUUAUAAGAUUAUUAUAAGGUAAAUAUAAUUCUACAGUGAGAAAGAUCAUUACAAGCCCAGGAGUGGAUGUCCCAGCAAAUUCACCCCAAUUGUAAAGUUGAAAGCUACAUCUUUACAGGCCUCAGUUAUCAUGUUAAAUAUUAAAGUUCAUGUCAGUACAUUUAGAAAAAGAAUGACUGAGUACGGCUUGUUUAAGGGUUGCCAAGAGAAAAGCUCCCCUCUCUCUAAAAAGAACAUGACAGGGUGGCUUUGGUUUGCAAAGUUGUAUCUGAACAAACCACAAGACUUCUGGAACAAAGUCCUUUAGAUUUAGAUUUAGAUGAGACAAAGUGGACAUGUGUGGCCAUGAUGCAACGCAGCACAUCAGCACAAACACGUCAUACCAACUGUCAAGCACAGUGGUGGAAGGAUGAUGAUUUGUUUUUUAUUUUUUAUUCACUGCUUACUGUUCUAAUGUUGGACUGUCAAAUUGAUUUGCUUAUUGUGGGCUAAAUAAAGUUUUGUGAAUUGAU